UUUGUUGUUGUUUUAUUUAGCUACAUGCUGAAGGUAGUAGAUACAGCGAUGAAAUACGACGACAACAGCAGGAACAGAUCAGACGACAACAAGAUCAGCUGUCGGAACAGCAACAAAAAAUUCAAGAAUUACAGAUUCGACUUAAUGGCCAGUAUAUGGCUGCUGCCGCUACAGCGAAAACCUUACCGGGUAUGCCUGGGCUUGCCACGGGAGUCACACCUCAGGGGCUGAUGUUCCUCCCGGUUUUUGAUGGAGGUUUCGGUAGUGGGGCCGGACUGCCCCAUCCUGGUGCUCCAGUUCCUGGGAUUGAGGAUUUGGUUACUUCAUCGACAGGAAUCUCUUCCAUGUCCCUGCCGUCACUGACAUUCAGCUCCACCUCCCGGCAGUUGUCACCAAACAUAACAACAAGUAUUGCACCAACAGCAUUGGGAGAUACUCCACCUUCGUCAUUUCUGUCCUCCCUUCAACCCUGGGUGUCAGGAGCUCCACCUAUUACUCCAAUGUAUAGUUCUCCUAAUAGCAGCUCCACUCAUCCAACACCUGGAGCCUCAGACCCAGCCCCAGAUAACGACGGUCCAUUGAAUCUUAGUAAACCUAAGUCCUGUGACAGUAACACUAGCAGUGCUAGUUGUAGUCCCUCACCACAAGCUAACAUUAAGCAAGAAGUGAAGGAAACGGGGCGAUCUCCAAACCUCACCAACAGCUUCGUAUCAUCUGCAUCAUUUAAUCCUCCUUUGCCAACAAACACCAGCAUAUCUAGUGUUGCAAGUCUGCUGGGAGCUGGAAUUCCUGAGCCCCUGUCGGCUGCAUCCUCUUCCUUUCUACACGGAACAAAUCCGUAUAACAUGCUGCCUCCAAACAUGAGAAGUGCAGCACACAUGCCGCUAGGUGGCGUCGUUGGUCAUCCUGGAAAUUUUCUGAAUUUCAACCAAACUAGAUGUAAUAUUGAUCAAACAGGUAACCUGAUGAGGAAGGAUGGAAUACCCCCUUCACUGACAGUCAGCCUAGGUCAGCCCUCCCCUACAAGCCUAGCCCUUGGGGCUAAUGACAAACACUUUCCUCUACGUAUGUACCUGUCAUCUCAAAACACUGGCAUCCUGACAUCUGGCGGAUCCAGAAAGGACACUAACGAGGAGGACAAGAAAGGUAAAUUAUUGGGGGCAAAAAUUAUUCGUCAGACUAAAAAGGACUCUGAAGGAAAGCCUCACAUCAAGCGCCCCAUGAACGCAUUUAUGGUGUGGGCUAAAGAUGAAAGGAAAAAAAUUCUCAAGGCUUGCCCAGACAUGCACAAUUCUAACAUCUCCAAAAUACUUGGAGCGAGAUGGAAAGCUAUGUCUAAUACAGAGAAACAGCCAUAUUAUGAGGAACAAUCUCGAUUAAGUAAACUUCACAUGGAGAAGCACCCAAACUACCGCUACAGGCCACGCCCUAAACGGACUUGUAUUGUGGAUGGUAAAAAACUCCGAAUUUCCGAGUACAAACAAAUAAUGAGACAACGUCGCCACGAAAUGAGAAAUUUGUGGUACAGAGAUGGCCCCAUAGGUCUUCUCGAGUCCCCCACCCUGGUUCAUCCAACGAGUAUGACUUCCUUGCUCAGUAACCCUCCUGUAAACACAACCAGCUCAAGCGACGAACUACAGUCAUUUGCAUCCACGUUGACUACAAAUGGCCUGCAUGACGUCACCAUGGCUACCGCAGUCUCUACUAGCACCUCUUCAGGCUCGAUUUCCAUGAUAAAAGAAAACUCAUUCUCAACCGAUUCUGUCAUUGCUGCCAUGGAAACCUCGACAUGAGAAUUGCUCACUUUCCAGGGGGACAGUGGGGCACGCUUGUGUCUUGAACAUUAAACAGUAAAACUGAGGCCUGCUGGUUAAAAGUGGGGCUGCUUUGAAUUUGUUUUGGGUCAUACAAGAAUUGCUUGUAAGUGCAAUGAGAAACCAUGACGUAGUUCAAAGUACACUGUGAGCAGCUUGAGUACAAUUAUAUUAUAACUCAGGAGAGAAUCCCUUGUGCUCAAAGAAGCGCACACGAUGUAUCUUGUUUCUGUUUAGAUGUUAGACGCAUAUACAGUUUUUAUUCCUGUCAAGGGUGUGUGUGUGGCCGAACAUCAAAUAUGAGCCCUAAAAAGGACAUUUCGAUUGAUUAAAUAGCACCAAGAUAUUAGAUGAAAGAACGUCCUUUUUUUUUAAGUGGGUGUAUGUUUCUGUAACGGAAUUAAUCAUAUUUGUUUUAUCAAUUGAUUGAAAAUGGGUGAAUCUUUCCGUAAUAGAAUUAAUUGUGUUUUCUAUAUCAACAUAAGUUUGACAAGUUCGUGUUAUUAAAGAUUCAAGCCACAAGACUAACAGUUCUUUUAAAAUUCAGAAGAUAUAUUUAGGAGAAUAUUGUUUAUUUUACGUGCUCAAUAUUAUUUACCCGUUCUCUAGUCUGUGAUUGUGUCUUAUUGGAGACACCUGGUGUGCUGUUUUGGUAACAGUAUUUGAAAUCUUGGACAAAGCUGUCGGUGGCUAAAUGCUAACGCUGUGUUGUUAUAUUAUGACGUUUGGUUAUAUAUUGUAUGCGAAUUCUGUACUGAAGCCAGAGGGUAGCUAAUAUCAUUAUUAUAUGUAGAUUUUUAAUGAAUAUUCAAUCUCUGUAUGUUCAUUCAGCAACAGCUACCGCAAACGUAACGACUUUUUUUUGUCAGAUGACAAAUAUGUCGUUUGUUUGCUUUCUCUUUGAGCUCCUUACAUUUAAAGUGUUUGACAUAAGUUCACAAACGAAGUGGCUGCGUGUAUUGAUAUUGUAAAAGUUCAUGCUUUGACUUAGUUUCCUUCUCGAGGAAAUGUUAAACCUUUAGAGGAAAAAGUGUACCCAAACCACAUUCUGGUACGAUUUUUACUAGGGCAUUGAAUAACUGUGUUAUUUUGUGUUCAUUACCCUGUAGUGUACAUGUUUUGUAAGUACCUUAGAUUAGAAUAACACUUGUUGCAUGUACACAUACAAGCUAUGAUUGUACUAGAAUAAUGUACAGAUUUUUGGACUGAUGGCGGUAAACUCUUUAUAUCAGAAUCAAUCGGGAAGUAAGUCCACGUGAACCCUCUGACUAAUUAGUGCAGAGAUUAAAAAUCGCCAGGCAUAUAUAUACUUGCCUAUGGGUAACCGCCAGUUGGAAGAGGGUUAAAGGUCAAUUAAAAGAUGUGGACAGAAGUGCCAUAUGCAUUAUAUCUUUUUCACUUCGGUUUCUAAGAAGGGGGGAGGGGUUACCCAUUGGAAAAGGAGCUAAGUGUGGGAAACAUUUCAGCUAGUCGGCCAAACAAUAUGACCUUUUGACUUUUAGAGCGUUGCACCUAUUUAUGUUGGUUAUUUUACAAAUAAUGAUAAUAUCAAAAUCAACUUUGUUUUGCUAUAUAUAUAUAUAUAUCCUUAUGGAAUUUAAAUUGUAGCUUUGAACACAAAACUACGCCUACAAUGAUAGUUUCACAAGCAAAUCGUCGUGAAAAAAAUAUUGACAUUGUUCUAUAACACAAAAUUUAGAUUUUAUUUAUGUUUUUAAGUAAUCUGUACUUGGAACGACCUUGGGUUUUAUAGUGUGGUCAGUAAAAGAGGGCAAAGUUCAUACUUCAUAUCGGGAAGUUUUUUUUUCACUUCAAAACUUACUGUUCUGGGUGUCACUGAAAGGAAGAACGCCCGGUGAAAUUUGCUCAUUGCUCAAUUAGUUUAGUUUUUCGUUGAUUAACAGCCUUAAAAAAUUUGUUUAUUUUCGCAUUUUAUGUUACAACAAAAAAUUAAUAACUUUGAGUUCUUUCUAACAGUUUUGAAAACAAAAAACUGCCUGUGGCUGAGACGUGAUAACUUUCGACAUUUUCCUUCUCAUUCCAUUAAAUGUUCAGUAUUUUGGAUGAUUACCACUUGUUUCUUUUAUCUCGUAAAAAAAAGCACGACGAAAUCAAAAGAAAUAAGACCAGGAAGAUAUACACUUGAAACAGCCACAAGCACACCAAAAAGGCAUAUACUCUAUGUGUAUAAAACUGAUGUUGUUCUUUUCAUUGUCUUUUACGAGUACGUUUGGGUCUUGCAUUGAUACAUGGAGUAUUUUUUAUUUCUUAUUGGGCAUUGGUUCAUAGUUAACUGCAGUCCAGAGGCCAGUUUCGUAUUGGUAGUGUGUGUGGUAGUCAUGGUUACGUCCCAUCUUUUUUUUUUUUUUGUUCUGAGGUGGUUGUGAUGGUGGGAAAAAAAAAAUAGGUGAACAUCAGAAAUCUGAUUGUUCAGAAAGUUAAACCAAGUUUCUUUGUAUGAAAGAAAGAAUAUAUCAAGAUUUUUCUUCGAGUAUUUCUUUUCUGAACAGAAUUUUGACUUCUUUAUUCGCGCUAAAAGAAAACUAGAUAUUCUUAAGCUUUGUUAUUUUUGUCCAAACAUUAACAUCUUUGAUCCCUUUCUCACCACACAAGAGGUUUCAUUCUUAAUGUUAUUACUGGGAGACUUACCAUUAACUACUUGUAAAUUGUAGUAAGUAUUAAAAUAUAUUGUUGAGUCA
This is a messenger RNA of Limulus polyphemus (Atlantic horseshoe crab), 4513 nucleotides long. Its product is annotated as transcription factor Sox-5-like. The transcript has 9 exons. The record is from RefSeq and is a predicted model, not a curated record. Gene Ontology annotation, biological process: cell fate commitment; regulation of transcription by RNA polymerase II. Bases 156 to 1793 code for a protein of 545 amino acids. Gene Ontology annotation, molecular function: RNA polymerase II cis-regulatory region sequence-specific DNA binding; DNA-binding transcription factor activity, RNA polymerase II-specific. Lineage: Eukaryota; Metazoa; Arthropoda; Merostomata; Xiphosura; Limulidae. Gene Ontology annotation, cellular component: nucleus.